Molecule: messenger RNA, 741 nt
Organism: Salvia miltiorrhiza (redroot sage)
Lineage: Eukaryota; Viridiplantae; Streptophyta; Magnoliopsida; Lamiales; Lamiaceae
Exons: 1
Coding region: 1-741 (246 amino acids)
Source: RefSeq, a predicted model, not a curated record
AUGGCCAAGUUACCAGAGUACAACUUGUCCAUCUCACCGGCUGAGGCAGUCCUAGCUCUCAAGAAUCUAGGCAACAAAGUCAAAUGGCCAGAAAAGAUGAGGGCACCAGCCGACCAGAGAGAUAGAUCUAAGUGGUGCGAGUUUCAUGCCGACCAUGGACACCGAACGGAGGAUUGCAUUGCAUUACGAUUGGAAGUGGCUCAUUUACUCAAAGAAGGUCACCUAACCGAGUUCCUAACAGACAAGGGUCAACACACCCUCAAGCAUGGAAGUGACCUCAAGCAUGGAAGUGAUAGACGAGACGAGCGCAGAGAAGUCACCCCACCCAACCCGCCAAACCAUGAGAGAACAGUCAAUGUCAUUUCUGGCGGAUCAGAGGUUAGCGGGACACACUCUGCUGCAAAGAGGUAUACCAGGCAAGCUAGGUCUAGCAGAACGAGAGAAAGUAUGACUGGUCAAGCUAUGACAGACCAGCCAACCCAGAUAAUCAGCUUUCAAACUACGGAAUCAGACAAGCUUCUUAACCCUCAUCAUGAUGCUCUAGUUAUUUAUAUUUAUAUUGCCAAUUGUUUAACGAAACGAGUGUUGAUCGAUAACGGCAGCUCUGCCAAUAUCAUGUUUAUUAAUGCUUUCAGGGAGAUGGGUUUGAACGAGUCAAACAUAGCUAGGAAGACCGCUGUCCUCAUAGGCUUCAGCGGUGAGAGCAAGACAACCGUGGGGGAAAUCGACCUUCCCGUCUAG